UUAUAAGUGCAGCAAACCAGUACAAUUCCGAUGUACUCGUACUUUAUUUGAGUUUGUCCAUUUCAUGCGGCUUAAUAUUUCCACUGCACAACACGUCAUAGGUAAACGUUGGACUUUUUACUCUAACAAAUGAAAGCACUGGAUGUUUUAAUGUGAAAAGAGAAGCGUGUUCGCCUCUCAGACUGACCCCUCUGCGGCGAGGGGAUAGAAGGGGUUUGAACACUUCCUCUGCUGCCUGUGUUCUGAGAUACCGUAAAGCAGCGGGGCUAGCCGCUGUACGCAUGCGCGUCCUCUCCCUCCCGUCGGUGACUCAUCUCGACAUUUAAACACUCUCUGCUGAAGCUAAGUUAGCCAGGUAGCUCGGGGCUCCAGCGCCACAUCGCCGUCUGCUCGUUCACGGCCGCCCUCUCCCUCGGCGCGCGAGCAGCUGGGUCAGAGUCGGUGUCGGCCCCCUGUCGGUGUUCGAGAACAUGAGCGUCGCGGCGGGGACGUGCUGUGUGCGGUCGCUGCUGUUCACGGAGCUCGCUUGCCUCUCGCCCGUUUCCGCCCAUUAGCAUCACCGCCCCGCCGGCAGCGAUGUACAAGGAGGGGGACGAGGCGCAGGUCGACUGCGGCUCGCGGGACGAGUGGACGCUGCUGCUGUGGACCUCUCUGGCCAUCGUCGUGCCGGUCGUCAUCACGCUGUGGUGCAGCGCCCAGCGCUCCAAGCGGAAGACGCACAUGAAGGACUUCUUUCGCAAGAGCAAGCACGACUGGCACGACACGGACCUGUUCAACAAGCCCACCUACUGCUGCGUCUGUGGCCAGCACAUCCUGCUCGGGGCUUUCUGCGACUGCUGCGGCGUGUGCGCCGACGAGCAGUGCCUGCGCCGCGCCGACCGCAGCCUGCCGUGCAAGGAGAUCAUGGCCCCCUGCGGCGCCGGCGGGGCCAUGGCGCACAGCUGGGUCCGCGGGAACGUCCCCCUCGCCAGCUACUGUGCGGUGUGCAAGCAGCAGUGCGGGAGCCAGCCGAAGCUCUGCGACUUCAGGUGUGUGUGGUGUCAGACCACGGUGCACGACGACUGCAUGGACAGCCUGGCGGACGCCGACCUGUGUGACCUGGGCGAGUUCCACAGCCUCAUCAUCCCUCCUCACUACCUCUACCGCGUCAACAAGCUCCGCCGCAGGCAUCCAGACGAGUACAGCAAGCUGGCGGCUUCCUGCGGCAGUGGCUGGACUCCAGUGUUGGUCUUGGCUAACACGCGCAGCGGCAACAACAUGGGCGAGGCACUGCUGGGGGAAUUUCGUACCAUCCUCAACCCAGUGCAGGUGUUUGACUUGUCAGAGCUGCCUCCUUCCAAAGCCCUCCAGCUGUGCACCCUCCUGCCGCCCGGCAGCGUCCGGGUGCUUGUGUGUGGAGGUGAUGGCACAGUGGGCUGGGUGCUGGAUGCCAUCGAUGCUAUGAAGCUUAAGAGCCAAGACCAGUUCAUCCCAAGGGUGACCAUCCUGCCCCUGGGGACAGGAAAUGACCUUUCCAACACUCUGGGCUGGAGCGCUGGCUACGCUGGAGAGAUCCCUGUGGAACAGGUCCUCCGUAACAUCCUGGAUGCGGAGGUGGUCAAAAUGGACAGAUGGAAAGUACAGGUGGCUUCAAAAGGCCUAUACUUUCGUAAACCAAAGGUUCUGUCCAUGAACAACUACUUCUCUGUGGGGCCUGACGCUCUGAUGGCGCUGAACUUCCACACACACCGUGAGAAAACACCCUCCUUCUUCUCCAGCCGCAUCAUCAACAAGGCUGUAUAUUUCCUGUAUGGCACCAAAGAUUGUUUAGUGCAGGAAUGUAAGGAUCUGGAUAAGAGGAUUGAGUUGGAGUUGGAUGGGGAGAGGGUGGUGCUGCCCAGUCUGGAGGGCAUCAUCGUUUGUAACAUUGGCUACUGGGGUGGAGGCUGCAGACUCUGGGAAGGUAUGGGGGAUGAGCCCUGCCCCCCCACACGAUUGGACGAUGGCCUGCUGGAGGUGGUGGGUGUGUAUGGCUCCUUCCACUGUGCACAGAUCCAGGUCAAGCUGGCUAACCCUGUACGGCUGGGACAGGCCCACACCGUCAGGCUGGUUCUCAAGAGCUCCAAGAUGCCCAUGCAGGUGGAUGGGGAGCCAUGGGCCCAGGGCCCCUGCACCAUCACCAUCACCCAUAAGACCCAAGCCCUCAUGCUGUAUCACAGCGCAGAGCAGACGGACGAUGACGAGGACGAAUCCAGCGCCUCCGAGACAGAGAGCCCCACCCCUCACGACUCACCCAGGCCCCCGGGGCCAGCCUCCACUCGUGCCUGACCCAACCCCGAACAUCAUGUGAUAUGAGGCUCUUCUCUUCUUUUCCUCGUUCCCCUCUUCUUUCUUCAGCCCAAUUUCUGUUAACCCCUCGUCUGUAGGAUCUUUGUGUGCACUCUAUCCUCAAGUCACGUUUAAGAGAAUAGAUAGUCUUAAUUUUCCUGUCACAAUUUUCAGAAAGAUCGCAGGGGUUAGAAAAAGUUGUUUCUAAUUGGGAUGUGUGUUAGUUGUUUUUUUUAGGCUAUACACACACACACACACACACACACACACACACACACACACACACACACACACACACACACACACACACACACACACACACACACACACACACACACACACACACACACACUCACACUCUGUAACCCAGAGCUCAGGCAGUGUCCCCUCCUCAGGUUGGGCGUUCAGGAGGAGGUGAAUGUUAUGGAGAAAAAAUGCUGUUUAUUUGCACUGAUCCCUUGUGCCAUAGAUGUAUCUAUUGUCAACUAUACUUUAUUUACAAUUUAAUGCCCACUGCAGCCCUGCGGUUGUCAGUGGUCCACUUUUGGCAAGUUGCCCCCCUCAAAGCCAUAUCUAAAUCAUCAGCUGGUGGUGACGCUGUAACACAGGAGAGAGACGUUCUGUUGAGUGUCUAGCGGAGGUUUAUCUGAAGGUAGCCUACACGCAAAGCUUUAUCGUUCAUCAAUUCAACCAUUUGUCACACAAAAAGCACAAACAACACGCAGAAUUUAUCUCCCCCUGCACGCAAACAAUCAGAGUUCCAGUGGGUGAUGAGUGAAACGUUAAAAUGCACAUCUGUUAAAUUCCACUGUCGGGCUCCUUGUCAAUGGUGAGAGUUUUCUUUUGUUUUUAGGGUCGUCUGUAUUUGUCACCCAGGGUAAUGUUGGCGCAGGCUAAAAAGUCUCUGAAUCGCAAUGAAGCAAGAGCUUUGUUACACCUGUAAUGUGCUGUCAGUCACUGGACAUCCAUGUUGUUUGCCACCUGCUGGAUUGCACUAAGCUACAAUCUCUAAACUAUAUUUAGCUUGACCAUAAGAGCCACAGCAAACAGGCUGACUAAUUGAGGAUUGUUUUGAAAGUGCUGCCAAGCGACUGUUGUUCAGAGAAAUGUAAAACCUGUUCCUGUCUUCUUUUCCCCCAGAGUUUCCCCUGUUGACAUACUGUAUUUUGUGUUUUGGCACUUGCACUGACAAACACCUUACACUGCUUAAAACGUAGGUUACAUAAGUGAAACCAUAAUGCCGACCUUAUGUUGCCGCCGAUUGUGAUAACUGCUGAUGAGAUUACACUAUCGCUGUCAUGUUAUUUAGAGCUAUUUUAUAUUAUUCAUGAUGUACUGUCGUAUAUCCUCGUGUUUUACCGAAUAGUCACCACAAGGUGGCAGACUAACGACAGCAUUUUCUGUAGAGAGGCCAUGUAGAGUUGGCCUUCGACUCAAACCCCCUCCGUUCCCUAUUAUUAACUUGCGUGUACUUUUUUGUGUUGUGUUGACACAACAUAGAUCUACUUGUUAUACAUCAUUCCUGUAUUCCACAAAGUGUGUUUGUGUUCGCAAAACGGCCUUCCUGUAGGGAAAUUCAUUUUGCCAUUUGCGGUGGUCCUGUCUAUUUGCCGAAUGCCAUACGAGAAAAGCUCCUGUAAAAUGUUAGUUUAAGCUUUCCGAAGAACCUGGAGCAAACCUGCUGCUAAUGGGCCUGAACAGGGAUCAGUUUUUAGCCACACGAUCUCUUUGGCAGGUAACCAGGUCGUGGUGUCGUUACCCUCCGUUAGUUUGGUGAAUGCCUUCUUGCUCAAGGACACCUGUUUGACCUUUAACCCUGCCAUCCAUGUUUACUAGGCUUGUAUUGUAUUGUAAUGUGUUGCACUGAAUUUGUUUGAGGGGGACAGUAGGCAAUUUUCUCUCUUUAUUGUUGUUCAUGAUUUCCUGCUCAGGCCAGGGCCGCGAACCUGCGACUUUGGGUGUGGGAGACUGACGCGCUAACCACUAGGCUAAAAGCCCUGUGUUGCAGCGCCACCCACUAGCACGUCUCUUGAAGGGAUAGUUCAGUGAUUUUGAAGUGCGGUUGUAUGAGUUACUUAUGCAUAGUUAAUAUGUUACCUUAUGGAGAUGGUGAUCAGCGAUGUCAUUUCAUGGAGUUUGGAGAAGUAGAAAUAGAGAAAGUGAGAGCUGCGGUAGCUCUGAGUGGAAUAGCUGAUAUGUGGAGUGAUACGCUGAUUCUCUGCACCGGCGCAAUAAUACAUGGCCGAAGUACGCUUGAAAAAAAACGUGCAAACUUAAACGGUUGUCUGAAGGCAAAGUAAAUCAGUACAAUUGAACAGAUUUUUUUUUUUUAGGUAACGUUUAAAAAUAUGCCGAAAAAGGCGUUUGUCGGUGGUCCCCUCUGCAACAGUGGGACUCAGACUUUCGCUGCUUCCACUUCUCCUCCAAACACCGUAAAAUGACAUCGCUGAUCACAUCUCCAUAAGGUAACAUUAACUAUACAUAAGUAACUCCUACAACCCCACUUCAAAAUCACUGAACUAUCCCUUUAAGGUGUCAACGAGUGAUGUUUACAAACUGCCCUCGCAGUGUUGUGUGGUGCGGUCCGAGCCAUUUGUUUUGUUGUAGAUUACAGCUCGCGGAGCGUGAGGAAAUAAUCGCAGAUUUUUUUUUUCAAAACAUGUAUUGCUUUAGAAUCGCUUACUGCUCCUUUAAAUGUAACUGGGGUUAAAUGGCAGGUUUUUCAAACACAAUAGCUAGAUAAUAUCUUGGUUACUGUAGGACUGAUUGUUUUGCAAUGUGGUAUAUUGAUGCGAUCGAAUCCUAAUGAUUUUGUUGAGCCUCUGAUUUUUAUUUUGAGUAUUUAAUUUGCGCUUGUCAAACCCUUCACGUCUCUGUAAUACACCAGAAGUACCGACCAAAUGUCUCCCAGUCUCAGCUGUAGUUUGAGACUGUUAGAUUGCAUGCUAAUGCACUAAAUAUAAGCAUUACACUUCACAGCAACAUGCCAACUCUCUAGCUUUCAGCUCAAAUCAGAUCUGAAUACAGCAAAAAUAUUUAAAAAAUACAGCAUGAAGCUGCACAAGUAAAUAUUUUUUGGUUGCUUAUAGUAACAAACCCAGACCUAAUUAUCACCUAUUGCAGUUCCCCUCACAAUUUCUAGUCCAUAAUUGCUAAACCAAAGGUUGCUAUAGGUGGGGUAGAUGGAUAUGACUGUCAGUUUAUUGUUAUUAUACUUACCUUGGAGAAUAAAAAACGGUAUUUUUGUAGACUAAAUUUGGCAAGAGCCAGGGUCAAAUACAGUAUUCACGAUUGAAAUCAGAUCGUUACUGGUCUUCUGCACUGACAAUUCUGUUGAUACUCGCUACAUUGUGCAUACCAAAAUGUGUCCAUUAUUAUUAAAGGCUUUGUUUAGAUCUAUUGGCAGAAAUGUAAUAUAAUAUUCAUUUUAGUUUAAAAAAAAAAAAUGAAUUGUUGUUUUUGUUACCUUGGAAUGGGCCCAUCCGGGAGAGGGUCCUCUUCCGCAGAGUCUGCCAUGUCUCUACUAAGCCCAGAAAGGACAAACCAAACACUCGUUCUAGAGAGGGCCUUUUGCAUUUUUAGGUAUCCUGAAGGCCGCCACAGGUUUUCCUUAAUGCUUGAGAAGGGAGGGAUGAGGGGAGGGGUAUUCGUGGUUUGCAAUCUACGCCCUCACAGCUACGCCCUCUUUCUGUCAAAUGUUUGUUAAAACAACAGAAUCCUAAAGGCUGAUAAAAGUAUGUAGAAAAACAUGAAAAUUUAGUUUUUUUUCUAUGACACGGUCUUAAGUAGCCUUAUGUGGCCUCUGCGAAACACAAUUGAAAAUCCAGAGACAUUGUGUCUAGAAGAAAAUAAGCUUUUAUUGCUAAACCCUCGUGAAAAUCAGAGAUGUUUACAGAAAUGGUUGUACAGAGAAAUUGCACCCACAGCCGACAACAAAUGAUUUUGAUUGAACUGAAUGUACACUAGCGAUCUUAAGUUUGAAGUGAAAUGUUUUCAUAAUCCACGUGUGUUCUAAUUAUAUAAAAUUUUAAACCAUCACAUUA
Molecule: messenger RNA, 6350 nt
Organism: Scophthalmus maximus (turbot)
Lineage: Eukaryota; Metazoa; Chordata; Actinopteri; Pleuronectiformes; Scophthalmidae
Gene: dgke
Product: diacylglycerol kinase, epsilon
Exons: 11
Coding region: 577-2307 (576 amino acids)
Molecular function (GO): ATP-dependent diacylglycerol kinase activity
Source: RefSeq, a predicted model, not a curated record